Gigantopelta aegis is the source of this 2450-nucleotide messenger RNA. Its product is annotated as xaa-Pro aminopeptidase ApepP-like. Gene Ontology annotation, molecular function: metalloaminopeptidase activity. The coding region runs from base 37 to 2073 and encodes 678 amino acids. The record is from RefSeq and is a predicted model, not a curated record. NCBI's taxonomy places the organism in Eukaryota, Metazoa, Mollusca, Gastropoda, Neomphalida, Peltospiridae. The transcript is spliced from 22 exons.
GCCCGACAUUCGACACGGCAUCUCGGGAAUAUCAACAUGUGCUGGGUUGACGGUGGCGUGUUUAUCGGCGUCUUACUCGCAUUAGCUUGUUUGGUGACCGCAGACCCGAUACAGGAGGAAGACAGGAGCCGAGUUAGGAGGGAUGUGAAAUCCUCCCCGUCAGUGGCAGACAGGCCAGGGUGUCGACCAGGGGCGGUGGCUCCCCCUAACCGAGUAAUAACGACGAGCAGACUGGCGGCGUUGAGAGCGCUGUUUCCGGCUAAUGGCGGAAUCCACGCAUACAUCGUGCCGUCCGAAGACGCACAUCAGAGUGAAUACGUCACGGAAUACGACAAACGACGACAGUACAUAUCGGGCUUUUCCGGAUCAGCAGGAUUCGCGGUUGUUCUCUUGGACAAAGCGGCGCUAUGGACGGACGGACGGUACUUCCUUCAGGGCGAGGCUCAGCUCGACUGUAACUGGAUCUUCAUGAAAGCAGGUGCCGGAGCCCCCAAAAUGACGACGUGGCUGAUAUCAGAACUGAAAGACAUCCCUGGAGCCAAAGUUGGUGUGAACCCUUUUCUCAUGAGCAGUCGAGCCUGGACACGAAAUUCUUAUAAGUUGUCCAAUGAGGGCAUCACGCUGGUCGGGACACGUGACCUAAUAGACGUGAUUUGGACAGCUGGACGGCCAGCCCCAGCCGAUACACCCAUCAACGCGCUAGAGCUGAAGUUUAGUGGGAAACGAUGGCAGGACAAGAUGGUGGAUCUAAGACGAGAGAUGACUGAACACAAUGUGGCGGCAGUGGUGGUCACCAGUCUGGACGAAACAGCGUGGCUGUUCAACCUGCGAGCCAGUGAUAUACCGUACAACCCGUUCUUCAUCUCGUACGCCAUCGUGGAGCAUGCCAGAAUCCGACUGUACAUCGUGUCUGCCGACAGCAAACUCUCAAGAUCUCCAACAGAUCGAGAAACUACGAACAGACUGUAUGAACAUCUCAACACACGCACGAACGGAACCUGUGUCGGUGUCGGCGGGCUGUGUGUACAGGUUAUAGAGUAUGACCCUGAAACAGUGAAAACGGACAUCAAAGCCCUAACAGACGCUAGAUCUGACGUCAACGUUUGGGUGACGCCAUAUUGUAGUCAAGGGAUAGUCAGCGCAAUUCCAAAGACAAACGCCGUACAGCGCUUUUCAUCCAUCAGCGUCGCCAAAGCCAUGAAGAACAAGGUGGAAACUCAGGGCAUGUUUAACGCGCACAAUCGGGAUUCCGCGGUACUGAUAAAGUUCAUGGCUUUUCUCGAGCGAGAGGUGAAAGAAGAAAAACACUGGACGGAGAUGUCUGCGGCUGAUAAACUCAAAGAAUACAGAGAGGCAGAGCAGUAUAAUCGAGGUCUUAGUUUCGAGUCGAUCUCAGCGUCCGGUUCGAACGGCGCCAUCAUCCACUACUCGCCCGAGGCGACCACGAACAAAGCGAUCAGCACGCGAGACAUGUACCUGCUAGACUCGGGCGGACAGUAUCUUGAUGGAACAACAGACGUCACAAGAACCUUUCACUUUGGAAAUCCCACAGACUACGAAAAGGAAUGCUACACUCGAGUUCUGAUGGGCAGUAUUGAUCUCGCUCAACUCGUUUGGCCCAAAGGACUGACCAGGAAGGACAUCGACGUCCUGGCACGACGUCCUCUAUGGGAUGUUGGCCUCAUCUACCGCCACGGCACGUCACAUGGUGUCGGAGCAUACCUCAGCGUCCACGAGGCAAUUGCACCUUCAAGUGGAGUACUCGCAGAAAACAUGUUCUUAUCUGACGAGCCUGGGUUCUAUGAAGAUGGUAAAUUUGGUAUACGACUGGAGACAAUUGUAAUGGUAGAAAAUAAAACCACUAAGUAUUCGUUUCCAUCUACUCGUUUCCUGGGUUACAAGCCAGUACAGCUGGUUCCGUUUGAGAGAAACCUGAUCAAUCCCAGCAUGCUGAGCAAAGACCAGACUGACUGGCUGAACAGGUACCACGCCGAGGUGGAGAGGACGGUGGGUCCCCUGGUGGCGGGUAGCGCGGGCUACGAGUGGUUGAAACACAGAACUAAACCGUUCUAAUACACGGCACGUGUACAUUCUCCUUCAUGCUUGGGUACGGGUCUGACCGUCAUAAUCAAAAUCGAUGGACCCAGAAACAUCUAUCCUGUGUUAAAAUUAAUAUUUAUAAUUCAAAUAUAUUAAACUGUGACUACUCUUCAAAAAAGUAGAGGAACCUGAAAUAUUAAUGUUAAUAUAAACUAUUAGACCGACAUCCUAGUAAAGAACGUUCAGGUCUGUUUAUUAACACACCGAACACACAUUCCAUACUUUGCAUAUGCACCACGCAGUUGCCCCGUUCACGUGCGUUGGGUGUCAUUCUCGAUUUUAACAAUUUCCAGGAAGGUCCAUUAAUCACUGUGGAACAUUAUUUCUUUCAAUCUUUUUCAUUCUGUUGA